Molecule: messenger RNA, 1480 nt
Organism: Trematosphaeria pertusa
Lineage: Eukaryota; Fungi; Ascomycota; Dothideomycetes; Pleosporales; Trematosphaeriaceae
Exons: 1
Coding region: 298-1263 (321 amino acids)
Source: RefSeq, a predicted model, not a curated record
CGACGCUGUUUUGACGACGAUCUUCGCCACCGCGGCCUCUGCAAUCCCAAUAGCUCUACGACGCCUUUAGCUGCCUAUUUUCCAUCUUAUCGCUGCGGCUGCGGCUGAGUUCGGGCUCGCAAUUCACUCUUGCAACGGACAUCCUCAAGGCAACGAGACACCCUAUAAUCUUAGAACGCUCAUUGACCUCCUCCAUCACUAUCACUACCACACUCCACAUACCACGCCCUUUCAAGAUUCUUAUUCUUUGUGUGCUGCUUUAUCCCAGUCGCCGCAUCUCUCAGCCUGUGCAGCGAAAUGCCAUUCCCAGGACGCGGCAGGACGAAUGAUGAAGAGGAAAACGAGAAGAUGCGAGGUCGAGAGAAGUCUGCUCCAUUACUUCCACCAGCUUCGUGGUACCGCAAGCGUCGAUGGCUCGACCGACCCGCGCAGAAUCGAAAGGCCAGCUACAAACGCCUCUUAAAACCCAAACCGUUCCCAUUUCUGCAGCUCCCCAGAGAAAUAAGAGAUAUGAUAUACGCAUCCUACGCCAGCUCGUUACAGGAACUGCGAAUCCCCAUACUCAUCGAUUUGAACAACCCAUACAUUAAUUGGUCCGCGUGGCCGUAUAUCCACAAAGGGGUCUUCCCUGCCGGCACGGAAGAUAACGUCCACUACCGCACCAACCGCCACGACGACCUCGGCAUCCUAGCUUUCCACGGCGCUCUACCACCGACCAACUUGCUUCUCGUGUGCAAGCAAAUCGCCUCCGAAGUCCUCUCCCGCGUCGCUUUCGAAGUCGAUCCUCUGACAUCGCACGAUAAAACCUUCCGCUACAGCCUCGACCGCACAUAUCGUUCGCUCGCUCGCUCUCCCUACGUCGCUCUCCUCAGCAAAAUAGUCGUCCGCAUCGAUCUCACGUGGAUGCAGACACAGCGGAAAGUCUACGUCUGGCCGUCGGGCGUGAAAGAAGAACUGUGGCCGGCGCGCGAAAUCAGCUUGGCGGAAUGCGUUAAGAAGGUUCAGCCGCGGAGUCGCGCGCUAUGUGCGGUGCUGGGGAAGUAUGCGCUGAAUUUGAGGGUUGUGAGUGUGCAUUGGGUAGACGAUUUUCCGGAUGCGGUUGGGGAGGAUGAUGUCGGGUUGAAGGCUAGCGUGUUGGAGCCUUUUUCUGGGCUCAAGGGAGUCGCUGUUAGGAUCGGAAAGUUGGUCGUAGCGGAGAGGGGGAGAGCGGCGGCGCAGGCGAUGAUUGAUCAGACCCUGAAAGAAGAGGUGCCGUCCGCUUGAUGUAGUAUUGAAGCAUCGUUACCUCGGUAGUAUGUAAGCAAAUGCUUCAUGGGAGGACAUGCCAUUGGUCCUUACGCAUGGCGCAUCCAACGGUUAAAGUUCUGCACACGGAGGCCCUCGAUGCUCUUUUCGUUGUGUAAUCUAUAUCACCUUUUGACGCGGGCGUCUAUGCAGCCUCAGCCAUCCACGUCUGAGUCGCCGAAGCGCUCGCAAAAUA